GGAUGGGGUGGGGGGGGGGAUGUGCGCGCCCCCGCUCGCCGAUCCCAUAGCCCUUCGAUGCUCAGGCGUUGGAGGCUUCCGCCGGCCUAUGAGCUGAGGGUCCCCCGCUAGGGCGACCCGGACUCGCCCCUCCUGCUCCGACGGUCGAGGGUUCCCCCCUGCCUCUCCGGGUGGAGGGGUGGGCUCGAGCCGGGACGUCCGCUUGGCUCAGGGCGUGGUCCGGUGGCAUCCCCCGGCCCCGGGAGCCUCGAUCACGUGGUUCAGUUAGCCGCAGGCCUAGCGGGGGGACCAGGUCCCUGUGACCCUAGGCUUCCCAGGCCAGCUCCGCAAAGUAUCCAGAGAUAAAAUCCUUGAUGAAACCCGACCCUAACCUGAUCUGGAUCAUAACCAUGAUGGUUCUCAUCCAGUUGGCCUCAUUUUACUUAGUCAAAGACUUACAGUGGAAAUGGGUCAUAUUUUGGGCCCUUGUCUUUGGCAGCUCCAUUAACCAUUCCAUUACUCUGGCUAUCCAUGAGAUUUCCCACAAUUUCCCCUUUGGCCACCACAAGGCCCUGUGGAACCGCUGGUUUGGAAUAUUUGCUAACCUGUCUCUCGGAGUCCCAUACUCUAUUUCCUUUAAGAGAUACCACAUGGACCAUCAUCGGUACCUCGGAACUGACCGCUUUGAUGUAGAUAUUCCUACCGAUUUUGAGGGCUGGUUCUUCUGCACCACUUUUAGAAAGCUUGUCUGGGUUAUCCUUCAGCCUCUCUUUUAUGCUUUUAGACCCCUGUUCAUCAAUCCCAAACCAAUUACCUAUCUAGAAGUCAUCAAUACUGUGAUCCAAAUCACUUUUGACAUUAUCAUUUACUAUGUUUUUGGAGUGAAAUCUUUAGUCUACAUGUUGGCAGCCACCCUGCUUGGCCUGGGUUUGCACCCAAUUUCUGGGCAUUUUAUAGCCGAACACUACAUGUUCUUAAAGGGACACGAAACAUACUCCUAUUAUGGGCCUCUGAACUUACUCACCUUCAACGUGGGCUAUCAUAACGAACACCAUGACUUCCCCAACGUUCCUGGGAAAAACCUGCCCCUGGUGAGGAAGAUUGCAAGUGAGUACUACGAUAACCUCCCUCAGUACAACUCCUGGAUCAAGGUGCUCUAUGACUUUGUGAUGGAUGACACCGUAAGUCCCUACUCGCGGAUAAAGAGGCCUCCAAAAGGGAACGAGAUUCUGGAGUAAAUAUCGGCCCAGCCGAAGCCGUUCCGUCCAUGGCUUCAGAAUAGGUGGUCAAGUGGAAUUUUGAUUCAUUAAGCUUAAGGUCAGUGACGCUCAGAAGCUGCACUGGCAUAAUUUCCAGCUAGGAUCUCAUCAGAGGCUCCUCAGCCUUCAGACAGGCCGAAGCUCGUGCUCUUUUGCGGCCGCUGCGCUUGCUCACCUGUACUCACGUGCUGUUUUACUGUUACUGAAGGUGUCUUAACUCAUGUCUGUCAUGCUGUAAGCAAAUCAUAAAGAGCUUAGGUUAUUUUUCACUAUAAAGUUUUACUUUAUUAAAGCACCUAAUAAACUGAACUGUUAAUCAUAUAUAUUAAUAUUCAUUGUAUUAUUAUAGGUUCCUAUGGUAUUGGUAUACUUACCAGAGUGCUAGGGAGAACUUUAAAAUUUCAUCCAGAAAUUUUAUUUUGUUAAAGGCUUGACUUGAGCACAUAUGGUAGUGUGUAAGUUUCCUCUGGAUUUAAUAAUUUAUUCUUAGUGGGGAAAGGAAGGCUCAUAAGACUCAGGAACUGAUGAACUUCUCCAUCAAGAGAGUCUCUCCUCAAGGGUCCAGACCUCAAGUGCUUCCUGGAGGAGCUUUUGUUAGUCCGACCGGAGCCGGAGUCCAAGGAUGCAGGUUCGACUUUUGUGAGUUUGCCACCCAUGCUGGGCUGGGCAUGUCGUUGUUGCAACUGCCUUUGAGUAGCUGAUGAUCUUCUAAGUAACCCAAAUAAACUCACUGGUUUACUA
Mastomys coucha (southern multimammate mouse) is the source of this 1979-nucleotide messenger RNA. RefSeq names its product sphingolipid delta(4)-desaturase DES1. Gene Ontology annotation, cellular component: membrane. Gene Ontology annotation, molecular function: sphingolipid delta-4 desaturase activity. The record is from RefSeq and is a predicted model, not a curated record. The coding region runs from base 354 to 1217 and encodes 287 amino acids. Gene Ontology annotation, biological process: ceramide biosynthetic process. The transcript is spliced from 3 exons. Lineage: Eukaryota; Metazoa; Chordata; Mammalia; Rodentia; Muridae.